This is a messenger RNA of Ixodes scapularis (black-legged tick), 1353 nucleotides long. RefSeq lists its product as uncharacterized. Bases 1 to 1353 code for a protein of 450 amino acids. The transcript has a single exon. The record is from RefSeq and is a predicted model, not a curated record. Lineage: Eukaryota; Metazoa; Arthropoda; Arachnida; Ixodida; Ixodidae.
AUGGAAAGGCUCAAGAAAAGACGAGGGGUAAUACGGUCCACUGUUACCAAGCUUGUCAACGACAUUUCCUCGGCAUUAGAGCUGACUCCGCUACCAGAAGGUGACAUAGAAGAGAAGCUCAACUUCCUCACAUUGAAAGAAACGUCGCUACACCAACUAGAUGCGGAGAUCGCAGACCUCAUUGACCAGAACGAAAUAGAAGAAGAAACACAAACCUGUACCACGUACGAAGAGACUAUAAGAAACAUUAAAACAAGAACGGCCCAAGCGUUACGAAAACAGCACUGCAACGAAAGAGUUCUUUCUAACAACGACACUGAAGCAAAUGACCCUAGAGAACGUCAAGCAAGUGGACCUAACGUCAAGCUUCCACGACUAGAACUUCCAAAAUACAACGGAGAUCCGGAAGACUGGCAAACGUUCUGGGACCAGUUUCAGUCCUCUAUAGACCACAAUCCAACACUGUCUCCAGUCGACAAGUUCAAAUAUCUGAAGAUCUACCUGGUCGGAAAAGCCGAUGCUGCUGUCAAGGGGAUUCCCGUGACCAGUGACAAUUACAACGUUGCGAUUGAACUCUUAAAGAGAAGAUUCGGUCAGCCCACUGUGAUAGUUAAUAACCAUCUUUCCCAUCUCAUGGACACCAAACCAAUAAGAUCCUCAGAGGACACAGAGGGACUCAGGAAACUCCAUGAUGCCGUAGUGACAAGGAUCAGGAGCCUACAAAGUCUAGGAGUGGAUGUACAUUCUUACGGUGUUCUUCUGCACACCGUGCUCCAAAGAGCCCUCCCUUCUGAUCUUCUGCUGAGGUACAACCGGAAGCUGGACGCCAAAGGGCCUUCAGGGGACGGGGAAGACAAUCUCACAGUGCUUCUUGCAUUCCUUGAUGCAGAAGUUAUAACAAGGGAGAAGUGCUUUCAACUCUCCACACACUCUUCAAAAGAAAAGUUCCGUCCAUCACAAGGGUCUAUUGUUGACAAGAUAAGUUCUGCAUCGGCUCUCCCUACACUAGAAAAAGUGAGCGUCCACUGCUGUGUUUUCUGUGGCUCUGGUGACCACCCGCUGCAGGAAUGCACGACACACCUGACAUUACAAGAGAAGAAAGAGAAACUUAAACAUGACAACAGAUGUUUUAGAUGUGAAAACAAUUUCACAAAGCAAGAGAGUGUCGAAGCGCGCGAACGCUUUCUUGCGCGAGUUGCGGCGGCAGACACCUCACAGUGUUGUGUGAUCCAGAAUGGGCUGCACUCCGACCAUCACCUAACGUUCCUGGAGGGCCUUCGCAGUUCAUCGGGAUAUCUAGGGCGGGAUCAAGUAGCCCCCAACAAGUGUUACUUCAGACUGCUAAAGUACUAG